GGAAUUUCUACACUAAAAGCAAUUGCAACUUUUGCAUGCUUUGGCGGCCAGCUAUGGGUUGUAAGCCACAAUUACUUUGUGUCCAGAUAUAUCAAUACAUAUACGUUUCUUACUUUUGUGUAUAAAUGGCAAGCAGCUCGAACUAUUCAUCGAAUUUAGUUGUGCCAAUCGACGAUCUUGUGAAUUGUCGAAGCGUUGAGAAGCAAAAAUUAGAAUUUAAAAAAUCGUGGAACAACGGCCCAACAAAAUUUCAAAUAAUCAAGACUAUCAGUGCCUUUGCAAACGACUUUUACAACGACAAUGGGGGCUACAUAAUUAUUGGUGUUGCAGAGGAUGAUAGUGAAGAAACCGAUGAACAAAUUGAACUACCACCAGUCGGUAUCAAGGGGAAGGAUCUUGAACGGAUACAAAAGGAAAUUUUCGGCGCUUGUAAGAGCCUCAUCAAGCCUCUUUACGUUCCGAUAGUAUCCCCUGAAGUAGUCCAAGGGAAACACGUUUUAGUCAUAUGGGCUCAAGCCAGUGACAAUCGACCCCAUAAAGCUAGAGUGGCUACGAAGGGAGACUAUCAAUAUUUUAUUCGUAAAGGGCCUGAAACCACUCAGGCAAGUGACGAUGAAAUUAAAGUUUUGCUGGAGAACGCGCAAAAGAUACCCUUUGACGAUCGAAUGGCACGACCAGAAUAUAUAAGUUCAAGAAUUCGAAUUGAUCACAAUGCCAUAGGUUACCGGCUUGUAAUGGCCUUCCUCGACGACGUGGGUAGCUGCAUGGAAAGAAGCAAAAAUCGUAAUAUUCUUCAGAAAUUAAACCUUGUUGUACCGUUCGGUAAUAAAGCGAUCGAUGGGCGCUUCACACCAGUCUUGAUGCCAAAGAAUGUUGCCCUUCUCAUGUUUAAUCGUGUCCCGCACGAAUAUUUUCCGGGGGCAAAAAUUGAAGUUACUCAAUUUACAAGAGAUAAUACAGUUAUCUUCAGCAGUGAAAAGGAAUUUACCGGUCCAUUGCAGAAGCAAAUUAAAGAAUGCAUGGAUUAUGUUUUUUCUACGACGAAGAAGGAGGAAUCAAUAAGCUUGGUAACAUAUCCUCACCAGGCUCUGCGAGAAUCCAUUGUUAAUGCCGUUUAUCAUCGGGGGUACGAACCCGAGCAUGACAGCUCUACUAAAGUGUACAUACGACCCCACUGCUUGGAGAUAAUCAGUUACCCUGGACCACACCCAAGUCUAAAAGAAGAAGAUUUCACAAAAGGAUCAGUUCCACCGGUUCAAGCAAGAAACCGAAGAAUUGGUGAAUUUCUUAGAGACCUCUGUUUGGCUGAAGCUCGUAAUACUGGUAUCCAAACAAUAUUUCGCACGAUGGAGAAUAACGAAAAUCCAAUCCCAAAAUUUGAUUUCGAUCCUACAUACUUCCGUGUAACCUUGCCUGCUCAUCCGAAGUUUCAAGCCGCUAUGUUAAUGAAAGAAGUUCAGGAGUUGGAGGCUGGUGGAAAAAAUUUGGAAGCAAGCGAGGUUCUGCAAAAGGCAUUUGAUAAGGAUCCAAAGAUAAUUAGCCAACGUUUAAUACAACAACUGAUAACCUUGUUAGGUAAUAAUUGCGAGCAUCCCACUGUGAAAAAAUAUGAACGCUAUAUCGAGGCUAACACAAAAAAACGAUGUGAGCUGCUAAAAGAGCUAGGGCAGUGGUUGGAAGACAAAGAGCUUGCACGAAGCAGCAUACCUGCUGGAGUUUUAUUAGUUGAGAAAUUGAUUAAAGCCGAUGCUGACGUAGAUGAAUUAUCGGGCGUAACCGAAUUUGUUUGUGAGCUAUGUACUGAACGAACAGUUAAUAAGCGAAGAUUAAAGCUGAAAUCAAAUCAAGCAGCCCACCAGCUAUUAGAAGCCUAUGGCCGUCGCUUAAUAUCUCAACACGGCAACCUUGCAUACCAUUUUGCAUGUACAAAGUAUAAUAUAUUCAAGAUCAAAACGGAUAAAAAGGAUACGCGGUCUAUUCUAGGGCGAAACAUGCCAAUCUUGAAUUAUCUUGUGGAUGCCCGUGACCUUCUAGAGAAUGCGGUUAGAAUGUCCACCGAAAAAGAGGAUCCCAAACUCUUUGGUGAACAGCAAAGGCAGCUUGGUUAUAUUAUUGGUAAUUUGCAUCACUUUAGGAAGGCAAGAAAUUCUGACAUGCAGGAGUGUUUCAAAAAGGCCGUAGAGGCCUAUCCAAAUAUUAAAAUAAAUUUAUUUGAGGUAAAUUUGAAGUAAAGGAACGGUGAAUCGGUGACUGCAGACGGCGCACUGUUUGACAUUAGUGGAUAGAUCUGGCCAUACUCAGUAUUUUUUUUAAUGACAUAUUGAAAAAAAAUGAGCAAACACGAGUUGCAUGAAAUAUCUUGAUAAACAUCACACAUGUUUCAACCUCUGCGUUGGAUUCUCGGAUUUUUAUGGCUUAGGUUUCUUAUAUAGGUUAUUGUAUCUUGUAUAAAUUUUUUAAAUUAACG
Molecule: messenger RNA, 2467 nt
Organism: Dendronephthya gigantea
Lineage: Eukaryota; Metazoa; Cnidaria; Anthozoa; Malacalcyonacea; Nephtheidae
Exons: 2
Coding region: 126-2231 (701 amino acids)
Source: RefSeq, a predicted model, not a curated record